Peniophora sp. CBMAI 1063 is the source of this 1245-nucleotide messenger RNA. The record is from the annotation of a GenBank genome assembly. NCBI's taxonomy places the organism in Eukaryota, Fungi, Basidiomycota, Agaricomycetes, Russulales, Peniophoraceae.
AUGAGCUCUACCGGAAGACUAUCUCGUCUCUGGGUACGAUGUCGACUUCCAGUUCUCAGGCACCGAAGCGUCUCUGGUGAUGAAUGGCCGCACUCGAGCUAUACGUUUGAUCUCCCUUCGAGCAGCACAACGAGCACAAGCACUUCAAAGAUGUCCUCCACCAAGCUCCCAACCCUCUUCACGCCCUUCAAAGUGGGCAACAUGCAGCUCCAGCACCGCGUCGUCCUCGCACCGCUCUCCCGCCUCCGCGCGGACGAAGCGCACGCGCACACCGACAUCGCAGUCGAGUACUACUCCCAGCGCGGCAGCACGCCUGGCACGCUGCUCGUCACGGAGGCGACGCCCAUAUCGCUCCAAGCGGGUAUCUUUCCUAGCAUGCCCGGUAUCUACGACGAUGGGCAGAUCGCUGCUUGGAAGAAGGUCACCGAAGCUGUACAUGCCAAAGGAUCGUUCAUCUUCUUACAGCUCGGCGCCAUGGGCCGUGCAGCUAUACCCGGUGGUCCCUUCGAGGUCGUUGGCGCCAGCGCCAUUCCAAUCGCAGAGGGACGUGCGGUGCCGCGCCCACUCGCGAUUGAAGAGAUUAAGCAGUACUUGCAGCAGUACGCGCGGGCAGCCAAAGAUGCUAUGAAAGCAGGCUUCGACGGCGUCGAGAUCCUCGCCGCAAACGGCUUCCUCGUCGACCAAUUCCUCCAAUCCAACUCAAACCAGCGCACGGACGCCUACGGCGGCAGCCCCGAAAACCGCAUCCGUUUCGCCGCCGAGAUCAUCGACGCCGUGGCCUCUGCCAUCGGUCCCGAGCGCGUUGCGAUGCGUUUCUCGCCAUGGUCGACCUUCCAGGGCAUGCGCAUGCCCGACCCGAUCCCAACGUUCAGCGCGCUCAUCAAGCAUCUGAUCGAGCACCAGCCGCGCCUCGCGUACCUCCACUUCAUACAACCCCGCAUCAGCGCCAACACCGACGCUGAGCCUCUCACCGACGACGAGAGCAACGACUUUGCGCGCGAGCUGUGGAGCCCGCGUCCGCUCAUUCUCGCUGGAGGGUUCGAUCGGGAGACGGCUAUAGAGGAGGCGGAAAAGGGGGAGAAGAAUACGCUUGUUGCGGUGGGGAGGCACUUUACUUCGAAUCCUGAUCUGCCGAAGAGGUGGAUGUUGGAUACGGUGCUUACGCCGUAUGAUCGGAGUACGUUCUAUAGCAAGGGCGCGAAGGGCUACAGCGAUUGGGCGUUCUCGCAAGAGAUCUUGCAGUAG